AUGGCAGAUGCCAGAUCACGCAAAUUGUCAAUGGCCUCACUUGCAUUGAGGCAGGCAUCCCCUCUUAUCACUCCAGCCACACUAGAAGGACCUUCCAAUGCACCUAUAAGUUGCACAAGGGUUGAACUCCAUCCAGAAAUCCUCUGGCAGCAAGAGGAUGCUACAAAACUUGAUCACCAGCACAGAUAUCUCAUAGGCAACAAUGCCAGCAGCAGAUCUCAACCCCCAGCACUCCACAGACUACUGGAAAAGAACACAGGGCAUCUUAUCAGCCAUCUAGAUGCUUGGAAACAAACCAUGUUGCAGGAUGUGACACAAGCAGUAGAGAGCGCAAUUCAGUGCCUCCUGACUGUCCCCAGCAGCACAGAUCCACACACACUUCCCAGGAGAGUCUUCACAGUCAAAGACAACACCCCCAAGGCCCCUUCUGGCUCAGGCAGCUCAGGCAACAAGGACUUCUUAGUCCCUAUCAUGGAUGAACCUGACCCAAAAGGAAAAAGGGUCAAACUGGAGUCACCAGAACCACCUAAAGCAACCCCAAACACCUCCUGGACAAUCCCACACACCCAGGAACACUUUAACCCCAACCCAGGGCAGCCCUUCAUCAGGCCAACACCUGUAGAUCUCCCAAGCACAUCUCAAGCAGCAACAAGUAAUCCCCUAAGCAAAGGAUAUCUAUCAGCGCAACCAGGAGAAACAGAUGAAGAAAAGGAGGCAAGAACGCUACACAACAUUGCUACCAUCAUGGGCAGAGCCUUAUCUGUCCCACUUCAGAGCAUCUUCAGGGGACUGUCCCAAACUCCUGGCCCAGCCCAAGUCAAAUUGAAAAUCCCUGCUCCUGAGAAGUACAGUGACAAGAAGGGCCCUGCAGCCAAAUCAUUUAUCCUGGAUUGCAAAACCUACUUCCUUAGCAAUGCUUCCUCAUUUCCUUCUGACCACAAUGGACAACCCAAGAAGUGGGGACAGAUCUAUUCAGAGAAACUGCUGAAUGGGGAUGACAAGCCAACCUUGGAAUCCUGGAAUACAUUUGAAACAGCAUUCUUGCGCCACUGGAGCAAUCCAGCAGCAGCACAAAUUGCAGAACAAUGCCUGCACAAGCUCAAGCAGCUGAAAUCAGCAAGUGAUCAUGCCACAGAGUUUAGAAUCAUAGCCAGCAAACUAGAAUGGUCAAACCCUGCCCUCAUUGCCUCCUUCUGCCAGGGACUCAAGGCAGAAGUCAGAAGUAAGCUAAUUGAGUACACCCUGCACAAGAACAUCACUGCACUGGACAAGUUUAUCUCUACUGCCUGUCUAAUUGAUGACACACUGUUUGAAGUGCGCAAGGAGCUAAGAAAAGAUAGCAACAGCAGCACCAGUUCACCACAACACCCUGCUCAAGGGCACUCAAGCAAUUUUGUUUCCAAGCAGGUUCAGGAAGCAAGAAGAAACACUGGAGAAUGUUCCAAGUGUGGAGAGAAGUCUCACAAAUGGGAGGACUGCAAGAAUGGAUGGCGCCUCAAAACAAUAGAACACUCUAAGCCUGAAUCAGGAAAGGCUGCAGAAGUAGAAGAGCUGGAAUUGCUUCCCCAAGCAGGAAAAGUCUGA
Rhizoctonia solani is the source of this 1584-nucleotide messenger RNA. Its product is annotated as Retrotransposon-derived protein PEG10. The record is from RefSeq and is a predicted model, not a curated record. The coding region runs from base 1 to 1584 and encodes 527 amino acids. NCBI's taxonomy places the organism in Eukaryota, Fungi, Basidiomycota, Agaricomycetes, Cantharellales, Ceratobasidiaceae. The transcript is spliced from 2 exons.